This is a messenger RNA of Fusarium pseudograminearum CS3096, 144 nucleotides long. RefSeq lists its product as uncharacterized. Lineage: Eukaryota; Fungi; Ascomycota; Sordariomycetes; Hypocreales; Nectriaceae. The record is from RefSeq and is a predicted model, not a curated record. Bases 1 to 144 code for a protein of 47 amino acids. The transcript is spliced from 2 exons.
AUGAGCUUCUUCCUCGUCAAGCCUGCCGAGGCACAAACUGUACCGGCUGCCAGAAUGGCCGCAAGUGCUGUUAUCUCCGAGACUACCCCUUCUGCUGCAGCUGUUAAGUUGUUUAUCAAUGAUGUUCUCAAGCCAAACUUGUGA